Molecule: messenger RNA, 1779 nt
Organism: Linum tenue
Lineage: Eukaryota; Viridiplantae; Streptophyta; Magnoliopsida; Malpighiales; Linaceae
Source: the annotation of a GenBank genome assembly
UUCUAUGGAAAAAAAAAAUUUAAAAAAAAAUUUAAAAAUCGGGGAAGACCGACGGAAAAAUUGAAUCGGCAAUUCGGCAUUAGUACGCAGGGAGAGUUGCCGCCUCUUCCCGGCGUGUUGGGCACCGCGCUUUCUGCCUCCUUAUAUCUCUUUUGUGGAUUCUUGAGUACUCUACUCACUCUCAGGGAAAGAAGAGGAAGAGACACCAUCUGGGCGAAGAUGGCCGCUUCGCUUCCACUGCCGCUAUGUGCCCUUCUUCUUCUCUUGUCUUCCAUCUUCGUCCUAUCUCAUGCAGCAGCCUACGAAAUGGCCACAUUGGAAGGUGUUGAUCUAGGAAACCCAAGACGGAUCCAUUUUAGCUCUCAGUAUGGACAUUCACCUGGCCGCGAUCCAAAAGAAGCAUUGUUCUGUGAACGAGUUAAAAUUUCUGGUCAAUCAAGACUGAAACUUGCUAGCUAUUCUAGCGCUCUCAGGGUUACACUCGUACCCUUUCCUGUUAUUUCCGAAAGACUUCAUCGAAGGAUUCAUGUUUGUUUCCACCGGAAUGCUUCACUUGGACGGUGUGAUUGUGAGAAAGAAGAGUGGAAAACUUUUCAAAAUGCUCAAUGGAGUUCAGUCAUGUCUCCUUAUCAGGAGAGAUAUAUUGAUGUGAAGACCACUGGAGGAAUAUCUGGUGGCGGUAUCACUGUCCAGCUUAAAGAAGAAUCACAAAGGUGGCGCCUCUUGUGUCUGGCAGUGGGAUUCAUAUUGCUAUUGCUUGCACCAAUAGUCAGCAGCUGGGUUCCGUUCUACUAUAGCACAUCAAUGGCUAUUGGCAUUUUUCUUGUCAUCAUCAUUCUUCUAUUUCAGGUAUGCUGUAAUCUCAAUUAUCUGGGUAUGAAAUUACUGCCGACUGGAAGGAAAAGUGUCCUCUAUCUCUCAAUAUAUGGCUCAGUGGUCUCACUCCUCAAUUUUUGGUUACAGCUUGGGGUUGGCACCUUCAUUUUGCAUCACAUAUCUGAGCUCAUCAAUUCUAUUCUUCUUAAUUUUGGGCUUGAUGAGGAGAUGCACAAUCCGGUCUACAUAUUUGUAUUAGUAGGCAUUGUGCUUGCCGGAGCAGGAUUAGGGUAUUGGAUGGUUAGAAAGUUUGUUGUUGCAAAAGAUGGAAGUGUGGACCGUGGUGUAGCAGAGUUUGUUAAAUGGGCUAUUCGGGCGAUUGCAACCACCUUUAUCUUCCAGAGCACACCUGAUCCUCCAUUAGCAUUGCUUGCUGUGGUCUUAACGUACACCAUAUGCUCCCUUAUCAUAAAGUGGAUGAGGCAACCUAGGUACAAGUCAGGGAGGGCUGUAGGAAAGCAGAGCCGGGCUGAAUUCUACAGCAGAUCAGCCACAGCAACAGCUAAAAUGAGUCCUGGAGGGAGAAUGCCAGGUGCUUGGAUGAACUCCCCAGUCAAAGGUUUGGUGACAUCAUCAUCUGCUGCUCCAGCGCAGCAUGGCAGCACUGUGAUGGAUCAGGAUUAUUACUCAACCUUCCAUAAAACAGCAAAGAGAAAGAAGUUCACAAAGGAAGAAUGGGAUGAGUUCACCAGGGAGUCAACAAAGGAAGCAAUGAGAGAAUGGGCAUCAUCUCCUGAAGUGGCCAGUUGGCUGAUCAACAAUGCUGACCGGAUUCAACUCCUUCCAAGCGAUUGCAGUUCAGACGAAGAGGCAUCUGGCAAAGACAGUGAGACAGACUCGACCGAGGAGAAUGCAUCUAGUAUCCAAGGUGGUAAAGGGCUUAGCUGUUUAUUCAGCUGGUGA